CUUACCUAUUUCUUUUCAGAGACUGCAGGAGUUUUGGGCUUGCCAGCAAAGGAAAUGGUUAAGAGAAAAGGUUUUAUAAGCCCAAAAAAGGAAUGUAAAAGGUGUGAAAUCUUCGGGUGUGUUGGAUCGUAGAUCUCACUGUAGAAACAGCUGCUUCCCUUUAUGUUAGUUACUUAGAACUUGCAUGUAAGUUACUUGAGCCCUGUGCCAUGUGGGUGGGGGGCUCAAAGUGCAGCUGGAGAGAGGCAGAGAUCAACAGGGAGAGAGAUUGUGGAACUUUCUUCCACUGGGAGCAUUUCUCAACAACUGAAGUAUGAAGCAUGUAAGUUGUAAGGGUUUCAUUGUGGGGAGGCAGAUAAUUUCUUGGUUUUACUGAAGGAAAUCCUCUGAAGAUUCAAUGAGGAAAUUCUAGAAAGCCAGUAUCAAUGUGGCAGUUUGAUAUGAAUCUAUGAACCAGUGAAGAAAUGAAAGGACAGAACAUACCAGCUGUUAUCAUCUAUUUGUUUCUCAUCAGUGCUACACUUUGGGGUUUUACAGAACAGGUAGAAGUAACAGGGCUGUUUUCCAAGGAUUGCACCCUCCCUUGUCCUUUCCCACCUGGGCAUGAUGAAGUAAUUCACUGGAGCAAAGAGAACAAAAUAGUGCACAGUUACUACCAACAGAAGGAUCAGCUGGAAAAACAAGAUCCACAUUACAGAGGCAGAACACACCUUUUUCAUGAGAACAUCCCUAGUGGAAAUGCCUCCUUGAAACUUAAUAACCUGACCAUGACUGAUGAGGGCUCUUACACCUGCUACGUGGGAACAGCCCAAGAUCGAACAGAAGUGGAAGUGCUGCUACGUGUACGAGCUCCUUCUUCUUAUGCAUUGGAAUACCAAAAGACAAACACAGAAAGGAGACUGAAGUGCUAUGCCUUUUUCACUUACCCAGCACCAAAUAUAUCUUGGAAACAAGGCAAUGUAUCUGUCCAAGAGACAGAUUGGGAGGAAACCAGGAAUGGAGUUCUCCAUUCUCUUAGAAGCGAAAAGGACAUUAUAAACACAACAGAUACUUACUACUGUUAUGUUCAUUUCCAUCAUGACGUGUGGGCUGCUGAAUGGAAGAUGAUGCAAGACCACCUGCAUGAAGUGGAAGGAAGUCACACCACAAUUCCUUGUGAACAUGGCAAUGAUGCUGUGAGCACUGAUGGUUUCAGUGUGGUCUGGACUUUACACAAAAAUGGAGUGACCUCAGUCCUGGCCUCCUUCAAUGGCACACCUCACUCUCACCAGCCUCGAGUCCAGAUUGACAAAACUGACUUUUCACUGAUGUUGGAUUAUCUCACUGCAGAUGACAGUGGAGAAUAUCUGUGCAAUAUUUCAACACCUCUCUACACAAAACUUACUGUGAGCACUUUGCAUGUUGAAAAUUCAGGUAACACCUUGAUAAUUGUGCUAGUAGUGGCAGUGCUAGCAGCGGUAGCAGUGGUAGCAGUGGCACUUUACUGUUUCAAGGUAUGUACAAUGAUUAAUUGUUUUUAAGGUACUGUUGAUACCAAGCCCCUCAAGAUUUGAAUGAGGGCUUGAGCCAAACUUUGUGGCUUAAAAAAAAAUUGGUAAUCAGUAGCUGUAGCUAGAUUGUUAUGAUUAAACAACUGCACUGUUAGCAUUUUUUGCUAGGCUGAUCUUUUGUUUUAGGAAAAACAAAGACAAUCCCAAUGUAAAGGGGCUGGCUGGACAAGGGCCAGGAGUGAAGGAGUUGACUUCACAAGUUGAAAGAACUGGGCAAUAAGUGGGGGAAGGUAAUUCUGGCAGUGGGAGACUGAAACCCAUUGACCACCUCUUCAAAAUGGACCCCCAACUGAAAUUGAAGGGAAAUACCUAAAUCCAGACCUUGAAUAUUUGACUAAAACAUAAAUUUGAUUUUCAUGGGUUAAAGCACACAAGAAAGACUGAAAAUGUAGGAAGAGAAGUUUCAGCAUAAAUAAAUUGUUCUCAUUUUUGCUAUUUUUCUUGGUACAAAGGCCCUUUGUGGUGCAUCUCUGCAAUAGUAUUUCAGUUUUAACAUUGUCAACAAGCCUCUGAUCAGAUGCUCUUCUGUGCUUUACAAAAGGGUGAAAGAGUUGGUUACCCCUCACAAAUAUUUUCCAAUAACUUGCUUAAAGAAAGAUUGAAUUGCUGAAUUUUCUCACUUGUCUUUAAGACCAAAAAGAAUCCAAAACAAAAUGUGAAGUUUUUCAAACAAUGCUCAUACCUGGUCUUCAUUAGGGUCCAAAUUACUGUUUAAUUGUAUCCAGUGUCAAAGCUUGUUAAAACCUUCGUUUGAAAAGUGAUACUAAAUUGCUCUGUGUAGGAGGUCCUUAGAACCAUAUGGUCCCUGACCUCAUCUCUCUGCACACCUCUCCUCUUUACUGGAGUAUAGCAUCUUCAAGUGGAUGCAUUU
Molecule: messenger RNA, 2421 nt
Organism: Sturnus vulgaris (Common starling)
Lineage: Eukaryota; Metazoa; Chordata; Aves; Passeriformes; Sturnidae
Gene: HHLA2
Product: HHLA2 member of B7 family
Biological process (GO): immune response; T cell costimulation; positive regulation of T cell proliferation
Cellular component (GO): external side of plasma membrane
Source: RefSeq, a predicted model, not a curated record